Cynocephalus volans (Philippine flying lemur) is the source of this 2346-nucleotide messenger RNA. RefSeq names its product enolase 2 (gene ENO2). Gene Ontology annotation, biological process: glycolytic process. Gene Ontology annotation, molecular function: magnesium ion binding; phosphopyruvate hydratase activity. The coding region runs from base 144 to 1448 and encodes 434 amino acids. The transcript has 12 exons. Gene Ontology annotation, cellular component: phosphopyruvate hydratase complex. The record is from RefSeq and is a predicted model, not a curated record. NCBI's taxonomy places the organism in Eukaryota, Metazoa, Chordata, Mammalia, Dermoptera, Cynocephalidae.
GUAGCCGCCGCCGCUCCCGCUCCCGCUCUCUCUGCGCCGCCGCCGCCGCGGCUCCCGCUCUCUCUGCGCCGCCGCCGCCGCCACCGCCACCGCCACCGCCACCGCCACCGGCUGUCCGCAGUCCCGAGGAGAUCCCAGCCAUCAUGUCCAUACAGAAGAUCUGGGCUCGGGAGAUCCUGGACUCCCGUGGGAAUCCUACAGUAGAAGUGGAUCUCUAUACUGCCAGAGGUCUCUUCCGGGCUGCAGUGCCCAGUGGAGCCUCUACUGGCAUCUAUGAGGCCCUGGAGCUGAGAGAUGGGGACAAACAGCGUUACUUAGGCAAAGGUGUCCUGAAGGCAGUGGACCACAUCAACACCACCAUUGCACCAGCCCUCAUCAGCUCAGGUCUCUCUGUGGUGGAGCAAGAGAAACUGGACAACCUGAUGCUGGAGUUGGAUGGAACUGAGAACAAAUCCAAAUUUGGGGCCAACGCCAUCCUGGGUGUGUCCCUGGCCGUGUGUAAGGCAGGAGCGGCUGAGCAGGAAUUGCCUCUAUAUCGCCACAUUGCUCAGCUGGCUGGGAACUCAGACCUCAUCCUACCUGUGCCGGCCUUCAAUGUGAUCAAUGGUGGCUCUCAUGCUGGGAACAAGCUGGCCAUGCAGGAGUUCAUGAUCCUCCCUGUGGGCGCUGAGAGCUUUCGGGACGCCAUGCGACUUGGGGCAGAGGUGUACCACACACUCAAGGGGGUAAUCAAGGACAAGUAUGGCAAGGAUGCCACCAAUGUAGGGGAUGAAGGUGGCUUUGCCCCCAAUAUCCUGGAGAACAGUGAAGCCUUGGAGCUGGUGAAGGAAGCCAUUGACAAGGCUGGCUACACGGAAAAGAUUGUCAUUGGCAUGGAUGUCGCUGCCUCAGAGUUUUAUCGUGAUGGCAAAUAUGAUUUGGACUUCAAGUCUCCAGCUGACCCUUCCCGAUGUAUUACUGGGGACCAGCUGGGGGCCCUCUACCAGGACUUUGUCAGGGACUAUCCUGUGGUCUCCAUUGAGGACCCAUUUGACCAGGAUGAUUGGACUGCUUGGUCCAAGUUCACAGCCAAUGUAGGGAUCCAGAUUGUGGGUGAUGAUCUGACAGUGACCAAUCCGAAGCGUAUUGAGCAAGCAGUAGAAGAGAAGGCCUGCAACUGCCUGCUGCUCAAGGUCAACCAGAUCGGCUCGGUCACUGAAGCCAUCCAAGCGUGCAAGCUGGCCCAGGAGAAUGGCUGGGGGGUCAUGGUGAGCCAUCGCUCAGGAGAAACUGAGGACACGUUCAUUGCUGACCUGGUGGUGGGACUGUGCACAGGCCAGAUCAAGACUGGUGCCCCUUGCCGUUCUGAGCGUCUGGCUAAGUACAACCAGCUCAUGAGAAUUGAAGAAGAGCUGGGGGAUGAAGCUCGCUUCGCUGGACACAAUUUCCGCAAUCCCAGUGUGCUGUGAUCCCUCUGCUUGCCUGGAGACUUGGAACCUCUGUCCCAUCCUCCUGGAACCUCUUUCUUGCUGUCCUGAUCUGUGAUAGUUCACCCCUUGAGCUACCCUGAGCCCCAGGGUGCCCAAAACUUCCCUGAUUAACCUGCUCUGGCUGCUCCUUGGCUUACCCAGCUCCUUGCUAUCUCUGAGCCCUUCCUCUCUGGAUCCCACUCUUUGAGGUUCCACACUCUCCACUUCUCUUUCCUUUUUAUUCUCUCUUGCCUCAAAAACUGGAAAUGAGACUGAGGAAGAAUGAUCAGCGUCUGUGAUGGGAGCAUCAGGGUUGGUGUGUGAGGGGGUUAUGUGUCACAUGUGCUUUGCUCUUGUUCCACAUGUCUUCCAUAUUGCAUACAGGCCAUGGACUGUGCAUAGUGCUGAAGUGUAGGGGAGUGCUGGGUGUGUUGCCAUACCUGGCAAGACUUUACUGUAUUUAUUUAUUUAUUUGUUUAUUUAUUUAUUUGUUUGUUUGUUCAUUUGUUUAUUCAUUCAUUCAUUCAUCCUGUUAAUCAUUUCCCCGUAAUUCUAGGGCCUAAAACUGACCUAAUUUGAGGGGAUUAUGUGCAUUUCAUGUGGCCGUAGAUCCCAGGAUGACCUUGCUUGUAGCAAGUCUUGCUACAAUAGGAAGAAUAACAGAAAAGGGCCUUGACAUCAGUUCUUUCGUGUGUGCUACCUGAAGCCUGGGUCUGUCCAGAGUGGGAGCUGUGUGCCUGGGGGACUCUUCCCAUAAAUCUCUCCCCAGCCCUUAGGUUCCCUGUUCUUCCUCCAGCUGCACCAGAGCAAUGGCUCACUCCCGUGCUAUGUUCCACAAUUGCCACCACCUCUGUGGCAUUGAAAUGAGCACCACCAUUAAAGUCUGAAUCACAGUGCA